Molecule: messenger RNA, 1032 nt
Organism: Leguminivora glycinivorella
Lineage: Eukaryota; Metazoa; Arthropoda; Insecta; Lepidoptera; Tortricidae
Exons: 3
Coding region: 1-723 (240 amino acids)
Source: RefSeq, a predicted model, not a curated record
AUGAAACCACUAAGCUACAAUAAUAGUAUUAGACAGAACCAGCGAAAUAGCAGCCACGUCUAUUUAGAGACACUUCGCGUGCCGACGGCCAUGGCUUUUCGUGAUGAGAAUCAGGAGCACGAAUAUACUGGCAGGAGUCUGCUCGCCUAUGCGGCGAUGCGAGUCUGCACGCCUGAGCGGCGGUGCCAGUCUGCUCGCCUAUGCGGCGGUGCGAGUCUGCACGCCUGCGAUGCGGUGCCAGUCUGCUCGCCUAUGCGGCGGUGUGAGUCUGCUCGCCUACGAGGCGGUGCCAGUCUGCUCGCCUACGAGGCGGUGCCAGUCUGCUCGCCUAUGCGGCGGUGUGAGUCUGCUCGCCUACGAGGCGGUGCCAGUCUGCUCGCCUACGAGGCGGUGCGAGUCUGCACGCCUGCGAGGCGGUGCAAGUCUGCUCGCCUAUGCGGCGGUGCGAGUCUGCUCGCCUACGAGGCGGUGCCAGUCUGCUCGCCUAUGCGGCGGUGCGAGUCUGCACGCCUGCGAGGCGGUGCAAGUCUGCUCGCCUAUGCGGCGGUGCGAGUCUGCUCGCCUACGAGGCGGUGUGAGUCUGCUCGCCUACGAGGCGGUGUGAAUCUGCACGCCUGCGAGGCGGUGCAAGUCUGCUCGCCUACGAGGCGGUGCAAGUCUGCUCGCCUACGAGGCGGUGUGAGUCUGCUCGCCUGCGAGGCAGUAAGCUAUCGGAUAUGCUGAGCUCCAAUCGGCUGCGACACAAGUCUGAUGGAACGACUUGGAAGGCGCAGAAGGUGCAGGAGUUCUGUGGUGCUGCUGCUGGUCUUCGUGGGCGAAGAAUUCUCAUCAGGGAGGCCGAGCUAAUAACCGAUUGUGGUGCUUGCUAUGUCAAGCCCUACGGUCGGUGUCGCGUCACUAGUUGGCGCGGGUGGAGCUGUCAGAGGAUCGUCCGCCAUUACCGCGUCGUGCUAUGAAUUGUCCCAAGCUACGCUCUGUUUUCUAAGUGUUAUGUAUUAAAACCUGUAUUUGAUGAUGUCUGGUGUUUUCCCC